AAAGCAUCAAAAUCCAUUCGAAAAUUAAAAUCGUCUUUGAUUACAAUAUGAAUAUUAAACUGUGCACGGCAACAAGUUACAAUUGAAGCUGUAUCUGAACUCCUGAUGAUCCGAAAACCCCAAAUUUUGGCUUAGAAAAACCUAAAAAAGCAGCCGAAAUCAAAGUUCAACGGUCUUUAAACAUCUCCCAGAUAUUAAUUAAGGAAAUAUCAAACUGUGCAAACUAACAAGUCGUGAUAAAGCUGCCCUAAUCGUCUCCAAAAAUAUCAAAAUCAAAGUCCAACUGCUUCUAAACAUGUCUUUGCGUCCAACGAAUAGACUCUUAACCGUACAAGGCGACAACUAGUGACCAAAAUAGUAUUAAGACUCCUAAUAAUCCUAAAGCAUUGAAUUUCUGAGGAAGCCCGCCAAAACGCAUCAAAACCAAAGGCCAAGCCUCCAAACGUCCCUUCAAUUCCAAUGACUAAAACAUUAAACUUCACAAGCCAAAAGUGACUGCAGCUAUCUCAAACCGUCAAAAUUUGGCCGCGGAAACUCUGCAAGGAAACUAGCAUCAAAUUCCAGCUAUAGAUCAAAGUCCAAUUGCCUCUGAGCGUCUCUUCAAUUCCAAUGACUAAAAUAUUGAUCUCCACAAGCCGGAAACUCUGCAAGAAAGCAAGAAUAAAAUUCCAACUAUAAACGCCUCAUUGAUUCCAAUGAUACUAAACUCCAUAAGACAAAGAAUCGUGACUGCAGCCGUCCCAAAACCUCAAAUAAUAGAGCCCUCAGGAUGAACGAGGUCAGGCAGAAGUGGAGCUCGCCGCGAUGCACGAGUGCAAUCAGUCCUAACGAUAACGGUGAACAGAAGUCAAUGUACAAUCCGGAGAUUGGAUCUGUUGAUUUCCAGGAAGACACUAACGAGUCGGAGGCCAAGUUGUCGAUGGAUUCAGCUAGAUCCAAGUUUCUAGUUGGUCUGACAUGCCCAAGUCACUCAGAGCACGUGGCCGACUCGUGUGAGGCGAUAGAAUCUGAAGCGUUGUACCAAAAUAACGCGUCCUUGAGCGGUGAAAGAGGCCUUCUGAGGAAACUCAACAGUAGCCCACUGUCCUGCUCCCCCAGUCUUGAUCCGACAGCCGACCAUGAAGCGAUUCAAGACGUGAAGCGUAGGAGAAGACACAGUUCUAGUGUGGAGAUCACUGCUAUGACAUGUGUGGAGGAUGGAGUGCCGGUGAUAAGCUUCAGCUUCCUACAGGGUGAGGAGAAGGAGGGCUCAUCUGAGGGAGACAGUGGUGACAAGGACCUCCAGCUCUACGACUUUCCGAAAAGCAGUCGUGUCUCAGCUGAGCUGACGCCGGAGAACGGAAAGGCGUCUGAGGCCGAUCGCAAAUCUACGAUCGACCUGUAUGACUUCCCGAAGUCGCACCGUGCGGUUAUGACCUGUCCUGAGGGACUCAUGAAGGAUCAGGACACGGAGAUUGAACAGCUGUACGAGAUUCCGAAGUCUAGACAGCUGGUCGACACGCCGAAGAACUCGGUUUCGCUGACCCUGGAGGAAGAUCCUAAGAGGCCUGAGCUUCAGGGCUCGUACUCGGAUCCCGAGGAGAACUACAGGAACCGGGAGAGAGGGAGGAAGGUCAGGAAUCGAACCCUCGGGAGGGCCUGGGGCAGGAUGAGAAGUUGGCUGAGAGAGGAGAAGCUCAAGAUCGGGGAAGUUGUGCAGAGACAUGCCAAGAUGCAAGCUGUUGGUGCACUCAGGCAUGAUUCGGAGGCUUCAAGGAGUCGCGGAUCCUAUGAUUUGGUGGAGGCUCGCACCAGGGAGUUGGGACCAAUCACUGUUAUUGAUGAGAGCGGAUUGUCGUCUGUGUCGGAGGAGGUGAAUGUGGAGGAGAUCAGGGAGACGGAAGUCAAGUCUUACGACUUGGUGACACGUCUGGAAUGUCAGGCUGAUGAGAAAGUUGGGGAGAAGGGUGGGGUGAGGGGAGGACUACGGAAGAAGACAACGUCAACUAGUGCUGAAAAUGUUGCUGCGGGGAGGAUGAAACUUACGCCAGUUUCAUUUAGUCUUGAUAAAUUGUGCGAUGGGGGGGAGGGGGAAGUGAAUGGCGAGAAGGAGACGAGAAACGCUGGGAAAGGUGGGAUUAUUAAGAGGAGAAUGCUGGGAUCAAUCAGGGGAUUAAUGGCUUCUACUCAUCUACUGCAUCAGUGCGAUACUGAUGAGACUGGUCCCGGUGGCUUCGAGGAUGUCCGGAGGUACGUCAAACAGGGCGGUGACUUCUGCAAGGAGCUCGCGGCGGUUCUCCACGAGAGAGCCGAGCUGGAAGCUAACUACGCGAAGGGACUCAGCAAAUUGAGCAGCAAAUUAACGAAGGCAUGCGCGAAAGAUCAAGGUGGAAACAGCUCGGGUGGUGUGAACGAGGCGUGGCGAAAUGUGGGUGAGGAGAUGGAAGCAGCAGCGGAGGCGCACAGACUGUGGGGCAUAGCCCUCAGCGAGCAGUUGGCAAAGCCCCUCAGGGUUGGUGUCGCAGAGGCUCAAGGUCGUUCCCGAAAGGUGAUCGAGAGUUCCGUCGACAAGGCAUCGAAAUCCCUGCAAGAAUGGCGCAACGUCGCAGCGAAGAGUAAAAAACAGAGUUUUGCAUGUGCCCGUGAGAACGAGCGCCUGCAAGAUCUAGCCCGAAUUCAAUCAAUCACUCAAUCCCAGCAGAACAACAACAAGACCUCGACCCACCACAUGACUGAGAAGGAAGUCAACAAGCUGGAGAAUCGACGCCGAAAGGCCGAGGACGGUUCAAGAAGAGCGGACACUGAAUUCUACACAGUGAGUGUGAGAGCAGAGCGUGCAAGACUUGAGUACGAGUCGACAGUGCGAAAGGGAGCGAAGCAGAUGGAGCUGCUCGAGGAGGAGAGACUGAGUGCCCUGAAGGACCUGGCUAACGUCUACCUGUCGCACCUCCAGGCGCUCGCCCCAAGACUUCAGCAGAGUGCAGAUCGCCUAUCAACACCUGUGAGGAACUGCAAUGUCUCCCUGGACGUCGACAUUCUGAAAAACUUGAUCAGAAGAUUGGACAACAACGAGGCGUCUAAUGUCGACCAACUGCUGCCUGACUUUUACGCAGAGCACGUCACCCUGGCGAUGAACAGGGAGAGGCGGAAACAGGCAUUGGUCAGAGUUCUCCACCUGAUCAGACAGGAUCUCGACAGGGAGAGACGAGGGAGGGAAGGCCUGGAGACACUGCACAGGGCUUUCAUUCAAACUCCAGCGUUCGCUGCUGACGAAAGCACUCAGAAUGUCACGGACAAGCUCAUUCACAUGAGGUCCAUGCUGACGUAUUUGGAGGCAGCUAGGUACAAGGUCGGCGGUGCCCUGGCGGAGAUCGAGGGGGGAAAGAGGCCGAAGCAUCCUCUUGCCGAGCAUAUCCUCGUGUCCAGGGACAAACAGGGGCUACAGCAGAGCGUGCUGAAGGUCCCCACCUGGGCGAAGAACGAGUCUUUCGAGUCAGCUGAGGUGGAGGACGACAUCGAGAUCCAUCUGACCAAGGAGAACGACGUCGAGAGGAAUGACUGGGUGGACAGGACCGCCGGCGAUGGCAACUCCGAGAAUCCUCCUGAUGAAGAGGAUUUCAGUGAUUUCGAUGAGUUCAGCAGCCAGUCGGAGGAUAACAAUAAUCAGGAGGACGUGGGGGAUUUACCGGAGAAGAUUGGGGGAGAGCAGUGCAGGGCGUUGUACCAGUACUCGGCUAAUUUGAAUGACGAGUUGAGUCUCAGUCCGGGGGAUGUCAUCACUAUUCACCAGAAACAGGCGGAUGGGUGGUGGAUUGGGGAGUGCGGGGGGAGAACAGGCAUCUUUCCGGCUACUUAUGUGCAAGUCCUGCGUUGAGAACUUGGGGGGGAAGGAAUCUUCAUGAGGAUUUCCUUGCAGAAAGCAGGAAAAAUAGUUCCGCUCAAUAUUUUUUAUUGCAAAACGAAUUGAAGACGUUCAUUUUCAGUUUAUUGACUCGACUUCUGAAUGAAGGGAACUAUCUUUGCAGCAGUUGGAUGAGUGUUCACAGAAACUUUUCUUGGAGAUAUUCAUCAGAAACGCAUUUAUAUUUGUGGAAUUAUCUCAGAAGAUGUGAAUGUCUGCGAAGACCUUUUUCUAUUGAGAAAAAUGAGAGCUUCGAGAACACUUCCUCUAGGAAUGUCUCAGCCAUCCCUGUUUAAGGAGAAGUUGGAUAUGAGUGAAUCAACUCGUGUGGCCCUUCACCACUGAAUCCUUUGCACGACAUUUUUUAUUGUGUUCGUACUUAUUAGAACAGAGGGGUUUUGAUUAGUCUGAAGAGGGAGUUUCAGGGAUUCAUGAGGUCAGGUAGAAGAGAGUCUGAACGGCUUCAUUGCCAAGUCCUUGGGAAUUGGCAGUCGCUCGAAUUUCAAAGAAGUUAACGAGAACUGUAUUAAAAUAUUAUUAUUCAUGAGAAACUUUUACCAAAUGUUGCAUGCUGUAUAUAAGAAUGAUGUUCAUUGAAUGAAGUUGUGAGUUGUACAUAUGGUCGAAAUUUUGUUAUAUGUGUAGUGUCAUAAAUAAUGGUCGCAAAUACAUUUGUAUAUUUCAAUUAGUCGCCUUUAUUUUUGUAUUAUUGAGUACGUUUCAGUGGUAUUCAACAUUUGCUAUUAUUUUCAGGAAUUUAAUUUAUUAUAUCAAUUCAUUAUUAAUAAAAAUACUUGUAACGGAAAACUAUAUGUUCCACGUGAGGAUAUUUGAUCGAGUGGAAUCAGAUUUAGUUGAGGAAAAUUCACCAAGUUGAUAGAAGGAAAUUUAAUAUCUCGCAAAAGGUAAAUUACUGUGCUCAUCAGAAAUAUCUCGAGAAGAAUUCACGAGAACAAUUACUACUGCGAAAAUUAUCGUGUUUUCGUGGAAACUUUCUGUUUUAAAUCUUUCGUUAUGAAAUAUAACGUAAAAAUAAAAUACGAUGUACAUUA
Messenger RNA from Diachasma alloeum, 4932 nucleotides. RefSeq lists its product as uncharacterized. Gene Ontology annotation, cellular component: plasma membrane; cytoplasm. The coding region runs from base 770 to 3853 and encodes 1027 amino acids. The record is from RefSeq and is a predicted model, not a curated record. The transcript has 5 exons. Gene Ontology annotation, molecular function: protein binding. NCBI's taxonomy places the organism in Eukaryota, Metazoa, Arthropoda, Insecta, Hymenoptera, Braconidae.